UGAUAGUCGAGCAGGAAGAAGUCAUGCGCCCCUGUCCUCUGUUUUGAUUUCGCUGUUGAGUUUUGUUUGGCUUUUCGAGGGGAAAACACGAACGCACUUUUGAGUCACAUGAAUAAGAACCGCUCGGCAGGCAGUCUAGUGUUCCCCGGAACCCACCGUCGGACCCGCGGUCACAUCGCGUCGGCAUGUCGGUGCUGCGAUCGAGGACCGGGUUCUACCGGCAGGAGGUCAACAGAACCGUGUGGGACGUUCCCGAGAGGUUCCGAGACCUGAAGCAGGUGGGGACCGGAGCCUACGGGACGGUGUGCUCGGCUCUGGACCGGCGCAGCGGACUGAAGGUGGCCAUCAAGAAGCUCCACAGACCCUUCCAGUCCAAACUUUUCGCCAAGCGGGCCUACCGGGAACUACGGCUGCUGAAGCACAUGAAACAUGAGAACGUGAUCGGGCUGCUUGACGUGUUCACCUCGGAGAUCAUCCUGGACCGCUUCCGGGACUUUUACCUGGUGAUGCCAUUCAUGGGCACUGACCUGGGGAAGCUGAUGAGGCUAGAGAAGCUCACAGAGGAGAGGGUCCAAUUCCUCGUCUACCAGAUGCUCAAGGGACUCAAGUACAUCCAUUCUGCCGGGAUCAUCCACAGAGACCUUAAACCUGGUAACCUGGCUGUGAACCCGGACUGUGAGCUGAAGAUCCUGGACUUUGGGCUGGCGAGGCAGGCCGACACGGAGAUGACGGGCUACGUGGUGACGCGCUGGUACCGAGCACCGGAGGUCAUCCUCAACUGGAUGCACUACACCCAGACGGUGGACAUCUGGUCUGUGGGCUGCAUCAUGGCAGAGAUGCUACUAGGAAAGCCUCUGUUCAAGGGAAAUGACCACCUGGACCAGCUGAAGGAGAUCAUGAAGGUCACCGGGACGCCAGCUGCCGACUUUGUGGUGAAACUCCAGAGCCAAGAUGCCAAGAACUACAUCAGAAGUUUACCAAAGAUUCCUAAGAGAGACAUGCACACCAUUUUCUCCAAAGCAAGCUCCCACGCGGUCGGGAUGCUGGAGCGCAUGCUGCUGCUGGACCCCGAGGCGCGGGUGAGCGCGGCCGAGGCCCUGGCCACGCCCUUCGUCAGCGAGUUCCGGGAGCCGGAGGAGGAGACGGAGGCGCUGCCCUACGACCACUCCAUGGACAACACCGACCUGCCCGUGGACCAGUGGAAACGUCACACGUUUACAGAGAUCCUGACCUUCAGUCCCCUGAGGGACUCCAAAGAGACGUCACUUUGACACACAUACAGACACAGACACAGACACAGACACAGACACUGACACAGACACAAUGUACAAAGUCCCAUUACAACUACAUACACCACAAACGCACACGCAACCACUGUAUACAUUUCCAGUAACGCUGCAUAUACACACUCACUAACUCACAAACACACACUGAAAAGGUGCCACUAAAUACACACACAAACGCAUCGCUCAAAGUCGCACACACGCAGGCACAGGAAACGUAAUCCAGACACGCACAAGUUAAAUGUUAAUAGUUUCCCACCUGUACAUGUAUACAUAUUAAAUGAACAAUGUUGACUUGGUUACUUUUGCGGAUCUCAAUAAAUGUAGAAAAAGAC
Messenger RNA from Gadus chalcogrammus (walleye pollock), 1618 nucleotides. It is a transcript of the gene mapk12b, whose product is annotated as mitogen-activated protein kinase 12b. The transcript has 12 exons. NCBI's taxonomy places the organism in Eukaryota, Metazoa, Chordata, Actinopteri, Gadiformes, Gadidae. Gene Ontology annotation, molecular function: ATP binding; MAP kinase activity. Gene Ontology annotation, cellular component: nucleus; cytoplasm. Bases 186 to 1271 code for a protein of 361 amino acids. The record is from RefSeq and is a predicted model, not a curated record. Gene Ontology annotation, biological process: protein phosphorylation; intracellular signal transduction.